Molecule: messenger RNA, 2279 nt
Organism: Diachasma alloeum
Lineage: Eukaryota; Metazoa; Arthropoda; Insecta; Hymenoptera; Braconidae
Gene: Prp3
Product: U4/U6 small nuclear ribonucleoprotein Prp3
Exons: 4
Coding region: 303-2201 (632 amino acids)
Biological process (GO): mRNA splicing, via spliceosome
Cellular component (GO): U4/U6 x U5 tri-snRNP complex
Source: RefSeq, a predicted model, not a curated record
CUGAACGAUUGCACUUCAGGAGGGAACAAUCAUACUGCUCCCGUACUCAAUAUGAAACAUUCAACAAGAAUUGCAAAUUGAUGUGUUCGAAAAGUGUGUACUGUACAUUCGUAAUCAGGUGAUUGAUUGGAGAAAAUACUGAUUUAGUUUUGACUUGAAAAAGGCUUUCGGAGCGUCAACGAAUCAGUGAUUUAACCUCAACUCUGUUUGGGGUUAUGAUAGGAAAUAGCAAAAGGUUUUACUAAUUUUAUCAAUUCGAAUUAUCCAAUUAAUUGUAUAUAAAUAAUAUUUGUGGAUUUACAAUGUCGUACUUGACGAGAAAAGAGAUUGAUGAAAUGAAGCCGGAAAUUGAGAAGGCUGUGCAUAAAUUUCUGGGGUUCGCUGAGCCUGCCAUUGUUACCACUGCUGUCAAUUGUAUUGUUUCUGGAUAUGAUAAACGCAAAACUGCAGAUAAAUUAUCAGCGCUGUUGGAGGAUAAGAAGGCAAUGAAACUCACAGACAAAGUAUUCACCAUGUACGAGGAUGUGAAAGCAUUGCAGAAGAGUAAAAAACGGUCUCACACUGAGGACAAGGAGAAAGAUAGAGAUGCGAAGAAAUCGAAAAUCAUGGAUGAACCUGAGAAUGGAAACUCUGGGAGUACCCUUUCACCGGACAAGAUAAAACAAAUGAUGCUGAACGCCCAACGGGAGAUCGAGGAGAGGAAGCGUGCCCUGCGUUCCCUAAAGCAGGACGACCUCUCCCCAGCUCAGCCCCAAGCGAGGCCCCGUGAUAGCCUCCCCCUGGCGAGUUCAAUGUACACCCAGGGUUUGCUCAGCAAAACCGACUCGGACAAAGCUCGAAAAUUGGCAGCCCUGCAGGCCCAGAUAAAGAACAAACUGAGUUCAGGUCUCCUGAACAACGUGAGUGUCCCCGACAAGCCGACUCCCCUGAUCCUCGACGAGUCCGGACGAACAGUGGACAUCACAGGUAAAGAGGUCCAACUGACGCAAGUGGUGCCAACCCUGAAGGCCAACAUUCGCGCGAAGAAGAGAGAGGAAUUCAAAGCUCAAUUGCAGGAGUCAAAAGGGCCUGAGGAGAUCCAAGACACUCACUUUUUCGACACAAGAAUUGGGGUGAAAGCAGCUGGUCGAAGUAAAAGGGCUUUGAAAUUUCACGAGCCAGGAAAAUUUCAACAGCAGGCUGACAGAAUACGAAUGAAGGCGCAACUGGAGAAACUCCAGAACGAGAUAAGUCAGAUAGCGAGAAAGACAGGAAUAAGUUCAGCCACAAAAUUAGCCCUCAUAGCGCCAAAGACAGAAGCCCUCAACGAGGAUGUGCCGAAUGUCGAGUGGUGGGACUCGGUGAUACUGACGAAUGGAUAUCCCAGUGGCGAUGAGCCAGUGCAGAUAAAGACUGCGACGAUCACAAAUCUUGUGGAGCACCCGACGCAGAUAAGACCACCGACUGAUCCACUGAAGCCAGCGUACAUGCCUGUCUUCCUCACGAAGAAGGAGAGGAAGAAGCUGAGGAGGCAGAACCGCAGGGAGGCCUGGAAGGAGGAGCAGGAGAAGAUUCGACUGGGCCUGGAACCUCCGCCCGAACCCAAACUCAGGAUUUCGAAUUUGAUGAGGGUCUUGGGGAACGAGGCUGUGCAGGAUCCCACGAAGAUUGAGGCACAUGUCAGACAGCAGAUGGCUAAGAGGCUCAAGGCUCAUGAGGACGCUAAUGCUGCCAGGAGACUCACUGCUGACCAGAGGAGGGAGAAAAAGGCCAGGAAACUGAAGGAGGAUACCUCCUUGGGGGUUCAUGUCGCUGUUUAUAGAAUACGCGAUUUAUUGAACAACGCAUCGAAGAAGUACAAAGUGGAGACGAACGCCAAGCAGCUCUACCUCACCGGUUGUGUAAUGUUAUUCCGGGAUUGCAACGUUGUUGUCGUCGAAGGUGGUGCGAAACAACUGAUGAAAUAUCACAGAUUGAUGACCGUUCGGAUAAAAUGGGAAGAGGAUAUCGUUAAAGACAAUGAUGGCAAUGACGUUCCCAACAAGUGUGUCCUAGUGUGGCGUGGUACCAGUAAACAGCGGCACUUUGGUGAUAUCAAAUUCAAAGUUUGUCCAAUUGAAAAAAUGGCUCGAGAGCACUUCAAGAAGCACCAAGUGGAGCAUUAUUGGGAUCUCGCGUACAGCGGAGCUGUUCUCGAUGUCACGGAUGAUGUCGGCACAUGAGACUCAUUGUGAAUAUAAAUACCAAUGUGAGGUGUACGGGAUAGGAAUUCGAUUGAUAAUAAAAUUAAUAAGAAUUUU